AUGUCGCAAGUCAAGUUAUCGCUGCAGAACGCACUACUCACACUCGAGCAACUCCAACAAACACCUUCACGGGAAGACGGCAUCACAGAGGAGCAAGAAGACCAUCUCCGUCAACUAGGAUGUCAUCUCAUUCAACACGCAGGCAUCCUCUUGAAACUGCCUCAGGUCGCCAUGGCCACGGGUCAGAUCCUCUUUCAGCGGUUCUUUUACCAGGCCUCACUUCGGAAAUUUGCCGUCAGAGAUAUCAGCAUGGGAUCGGUCUUUUUGGCUGCAAAGGUGGAAGAAUGCCCCAUUCGGUUUUUAGACCUGGUGAACGUUUUUGAUCAUCUCAUCAAGAAAUUCCACCGGCUGCCUCUCGACCCCAUGCCAGCCUACCAACAAACCUUUUACACAUUGAAGGAUGCCACGGUGGUGGCAGAGAUGCAGAUUCUGAAAAAGCUGUCGUUCAAUGUGCAUGUUCAAACGCCUUACGCCAUCAUGAUCAACUAUCUCAAGGUGCUGGAACUCAUGGACCAUCCGAUCAUCCCACAACUGGCAUGGAGCUAUCUAAAUGACGGGUUGAGGACAAGUAUAUACAUUUGCUACCAGCCACCGACGAUUGCAUGCAGUGUGAUCUGGCUGGCGGCAAUGAAGGAGAAUGUGGCGUUGCCGACAAGUCCUGCAUGGUGGGAGGUACUGGAUGCUAAGCUGGAGGAUAUUGAGAACAUUGCAGGACAUAUCACAUCGCUCUACCACAGGCCGCUUCCUAUCUCGACGCUGCCGUUUACGAUUGAGCAGGUGGAGCCUUAUCUCCGGGGAGAGCUUAAUAAGAAUGCCAGCAAUGGAUCUCCUGCUGCUGCUGCUACUGGUUCUCUUUCUUCUACUUCUAUCAAGGGGACACGCGUGUCACGGUUUUCCUGA
Linnemannia hyalina is the source of this 900-nucleotide messenger RNA. NCBI's taxonomy places the organism in Eukaryota, Fungi, Mortierellomycota, Mortierellomycetes, Mortierellales, Mortierellaceae. The record is from the annotation of a GenBank genome assembly.